Messenger RNA from Labeo rohita (rohu), 5330 nucleotides. It is a transcript of the gene ccm2, whose product is annotated as CCM2 scaffold protein. The record is from RefSeq and is a predicted model, not a curated record. NCBI's taxonomy places the organism in Eukaryota, Metazoa, Chordata, Actinopteri, Cypriniformes, Cyprinidae. The coding region runs from base 331 to 1695 and encodes 454 amino acids. Gene Ontology annotation, biological process: heart development; vasculogenesis. The transcript is spliced from 10 exons.
GCUUAUGAGGUUUAAUGUUUGUCUCGCAAAGCACUAUGGGUAGACGUCCUACGCCCAAAAUGGCGGCACGAUUGAAAAGUUUGUUGCUGUUUUUGUUUUAUUUUACAACAUUUUAUCGCUCACUGUCUCCUUCUGAAUAAAUCAGUGUUUUAAUCACGAUUAAAAAGGCUAGUCGUCCGUUUCCGAUCCAGGGACACGUGAUUUGGAUCGGUGUUUUGUUUAGUUAGAUCGGUAAAGCGCCACCGUUGACGUGUAUGAGGCAGAUGGCACUGAACUCGUGGACAUCACCGCAUCUAAUACAGUUAAAAUGAAGAGCAUUUGCACAUAGAGAUGGAGGAUGACGUAAAGAAAGUCAAAAAGCCAGGUAUUGUUUCUCCGUUCAAGCGAGUGUUUCUGAAAGGUGAGAAAGGGAGAGAUAAAAAGGCUCUGGAGAAGUCCACUGAGCGCAGGGCCCUCCACACCUUCUCCCUCUCUCUCCCGGACCACCGUAUCGACCCAGACAUUCUGCUUAAUGACUACAUUGAGAAGGAAGUUAAGUAUCUGGGACAGCUGACAUCAGUUCCUGGAUAUCUGAAUCCCUCCAGCCGAACAGAAGUUCUGCAGCUUAUUGACAAUGCCAGGAAGUCUCAUCAGUUGGCAGGCCAGCUGACAUCAGAGCAGGAUGCCGUUGUCAGUUUGUCGGCAUACAAUGUGAAGCUCGUGUGGCGUGACGGAGAAGACAUCAUUCUUCGCGUGCCCAUCCAUGACAUCGCAGCUGUAUCCUACAUCAGAGACGACUCACUUCACCUCGUGGUGCUAAAAACAGCUCAGGAGCCCGGUGGUUCUCCAUGUCAUAGUACAGAGAUGUCAAAAUCUCCCACUCUGAGCUCUCUUUCAGAGAGUGGGGCUGUGCUUGUGGAGGUUUGCUGCCUGCUUGUGCUGGCCGUCGACAACAAGGCUGCAGCUGAGGAGCUCUGUCUUCUACUCAGUCAAGUCUUCCAGAUCGUCUACACAGAGUCCACCAUUGACUUCCUGGACAGGGCCAUCUUUGAUGGAGCCACAACCCCCAUCAGGCAUCUCUCGAUCUGCAGUGACUCCUCGAGCAAAGUAGAUGUCAAAGAAGUGUUUGAGACUGAGGCGAGCACAUUUUCGUUCCAGAGUUCUCUAGAGGCGGGGCUUUCCUCUAGCCCCUCCCCCUCUUCCACCCCAGCCUCGCCACAAACCAUAACAGCCAGUGACAGUGAACUAAGCACAACAGCUGCUGAACUGCUACAAGACUACAUGACCACAUUAAGGACAAAGCUGUCGUCUCAGGAGAUUCAGCAGUUUGCCACACUCUUACGUGAAUACAGAAACGGAGCCUCCAUUCACGAGUUCUGUAUCAACCUGCGUCAGCUUUAUGGAGACAGCAGGAAGUUCCUCCUCCUGGGACUACGGCCUUUCAUUCCUGAGAAGGACAGCCAACACUUUGAGAACUUUUUGGAAACCAUCGGCGUGAAGGACGGCCGCGGCAUCAUAACGGACAGCUUUGGCCGUUACAAACGUACGACAAGCUCUGCGUCAGACUCCACCACUAAUGGAAACGGUGCUGCGGGCGGUUCGGAUGAAGGAACGGCCAACUCUGAGGGCGACGAGUGGGACCGCAUGAUUUCAGACAUAAGCAAUGACAUUGAAGCGUUAGGAAGCAGUAUGGACCAGGACGGCGUGUUGUCUUGAUGUCACGGCACUCGGUCAGGAACUCAUUUUAGCCAAUCACCACUUGAGAUAAUCGCAUGGGCCGUUGGUCCAUAUUGCUGUCCAUCAAAUCUGACAAUGCUGGAAUUUGGAUACUGUAUGGAUACCACUUCCUGGCCCCCAUCCUUAUUUUUAUAUGCUGUGCCAUAUUAACGCAACCGGAUUUUUCGGAUUUGACAAUUGUGAUUUUUCAAGACCUGUGAUGGAAGGAUCGUCUAUUGCUGUGGACAGCAGUUGUGUUCUUCUGGGAUGUUUAUUGGCAGUAUCUGCUACCACUAAUGAGAAACCUUGUUGCUGGUAGAUGUUGCUCUUUCACACUGAUCUGUAUGGAAGCUUAUUUCCAUCAUAGAAUAACAAAAAAUGAUUGCGACCUUUUAUCUCACGAUUCUGACUUUUGUUUCUUACAGUUCUGAGAAAUUCUUAGAAUUUGUCAGAAGUCAAAUUUGCAAAAACAGAUUUUAUAUAAAAAUAAAAAUAUAAAAGAUUUUAAAAUAAAAAUAAGACUUCAGAAUUGCAAAAAAGUCAAAGUCAGUUGUGAGAUGUUAACUUCAUAAUUGCUUAACAAUUUUUUUUUUUUUAUAACUCAAUUGCAAGAAAAGUCACAAUUAAGUCACUUUUUUCUCAGAAUUAUAUCUCACAGUUCUGUUUAUAUCAUGUAAUUCUGGCUUCAGAACUGUGUAAAGAAUUGAUAAACUCAGAAUUUUGAGUAGAAUUUAAUAACUCAUUCUGACUCUUACAAGUCACGAUUAUCCUUUUUAGAGCCCCCAUCUUAAUUAUAAGUCUUAAUUAUGAUUUUUUUUUUCUGUCAGUUGUAAUUUUACAUCUCACAAUUCAGACCUUUUUCUCAGAAUUGCAAGUUUAUAUCUCGCAAUUUUAAGUUUAUAUCGUGCAAUUCUGACGUAAGAACUGUUUGAAAAGUCAGAAUUUUGAGUUGAAUGAUAACUCAGAAUUCUGACAAAAAUUAAAUUUGGAGUUUAUAAAUCUCAAUUUUGAGAAAAAAGUCAGAAUUACACUAAGAUUUUUAAGAUUUUUUGUCUCUUCUCACCAAGCCUGCAUUUAUUUGAUCCAAAGUACAGCAAAAACAGUAAAAUUCUGAAAUAUGUUUACUAUUUAAAAUAACUGUUUUCUAUUUGAAUAUGUUUUAAAUGUAAUUUAUUCCUGUGAUUUUAAAGCUGAGUUUUUAACAUCAUUACCCCAGUCACGUGAUCCUUCAGAAAUCAUUCUAAUAUUCUGAUUUGUUGCUCAACUAUUAUUAUUAUUAUUAUUAUUUUUUUUUUUUUUUUCAGAUUUCUUUGAAUAGGACGUUCAGAAGAACAGCAUUUAUCUCAAACAGAUUUUUCAUAACUUUUGAUCUAUCUAUCUAUCUAUCUCUAUAUAUCUAUAUAUAUGAAGAGUUCAGAUGCAAAACCAGCUAAAAGCCACCUCGAUCAAAAAUGAGAUAAUGAUACUGAGUGAAUGCUUUUGACACAUAGUAUACGUCCAUCAAAUACUUUUACUUAAAACUCUCUAAAUCCCACAGCUCAAUUAGAAGGGCUUAUUUUAAAAAUGCUUAUUUUAAAGAAAAAUGUCAGAUGAUUUGGAGCCUUUUGCAUCGGAACUCUUCAUUAUAUAUGUAUAUAUAUAUAUAUAUAUGUGUGUAUAUAUGUAUGUGUGUGUGUGUGUGUAUAAUAUGAUACAGUGAUACAGAAUGAUACAAUGUAUAAUGUUACAAAAGCUUUUUAUUUCAGAUAAAUGCUGAUCUUUCUAUUCAUCAAAAAAUCCUGAAAAAAACUGUAUUUAACUCUUUUAAAUAUUGAUAAUAAUAAAAAAUGUUUCUUGAACAGCAAAUCAGCAUAUUCUGAAGGAUCAUGUGACUGGAGUAAUUAUGCUGAAAAUGUAACUUUGAUCACAGGAAUAAAUUGCAUUUUAAAAUAUAUAUUUAAAUCAGUUAUUUUAAAUAGUAAAACUAUUUCACAAUAUUACAGCUUUUGCUGUAUUUUGGUUCAGAUAAAUGCAGGCUUGGUAAGCAGAAGAGACUUAAAAAAAAAAACUUCUCACACUAUCAGUCAAAAGUUUUUGAACAGUAUGAGGCAAAGUCACAAUUACCCUUUUUAAAAACAUGAAUUGUCACAGUUAUAUAUUUUUUCUCUUAGCUGUGAGUUUAUAUUUCACCAUUCUGUUUAUAUCUUGCAAUUCUUGACUUCAGAACUGAACUAAUUUUUCAGCAGUUUUAGUUUCUAUAUCUUGAUUGUAAGAAAAAAAGUCUGAAUUAUCAGAAAAAAACACACACAAUUCUAAUUUUUUUUCUCUCUCAGUUGUGAGUUUAUCUCAAUUCAAACUCUUGUCAGAAUUGCAAGUUUAUAUCUUGUAAUUCUAAGUUUAUAUUGUGUAAUUCAGACUUAAGAACUGUGCGAGAAGUCAGAAUUUUGAGUAAGGAGUUGAAUUUUGAGGUAUAAACAAUUUUUGAGCAGUUUUAGUUUCUAAAUCUUGAUUGUGAGGGGAAAAAGUCCAAAUUAUGAGAGUCACAGUUGCACUUUUUAAAAAUAUAGUUACAAUUAUGAAUUUUUGUCCCAGUUGUGAGUUUAUAUUUCACAAUUCUGACUUCAGAAAUGUGUGAAAAGUCUGAAUUUUCAGAUAUAAAAUUUUGAGCAGAGUUGAAUUCUGACAAAAAAAAAUAAUUGCGAGUUUACAAAUGUCAAUUGUGAGGAAAAAGUCAGAAUUAUGAGAUAAAGUCACAAAACAUUAUUUAUAAAAAAAUAAAAAAAAGGCAAUUGCAACUUUAUUUGAUAGUUAUUACAGUUAUUUCUCAGAAUUGCGUGUUCAGAGUUCUGAGUUUACAUCUUGCAAUUCUGACUUCAGUAACAGGGAAAAGUCAGAAUUAUGAGAUAUAAACUCACCAUUGUGAGUUUAUAAUACUCAGUUGAAAGAAAAAAAAAAGUCUCAUUUAUGUAGUGAUCAUUUUUAAAUGUUAACUUUUUUUUUUUAUUCUGUCACAGAAAUAAGCUUCCACAGAUGCAAGACGAGUUUGUUUCUCAUUUAAUAGAAACGCGACUUGUGAUCAGUGUGAAGGUGCAGUUUGGAGCAUUGCCUAGUGGCCUUCCUCAAGCGUGUUCUGCAUUGCCUUAUGUGUGUUGUAACCUGAUGGAAGUGAGGUGCAGUAUAUUUCCUCCUGCACUGAAGUGUUAAUCAAAACUUGACCCUUUUUACACCCUUAUAUUAACUGGUCAAUAUUCAUGUUACACUUGUUUUUCCUCUAACAUAUAUUUUAUUUCACUUCUUUUAUAUGUUGUUUCAGCCAGGAUUGGUUAUAGUCACCCAGUUAUUAUCAUGUGGGUUUCUUCAGGUAGGAAAUGUAGCACUAUAUAUAUAUUUUUUUGGUUUUGACUGAAAACCUGGAAAAUUUGAAUAUUAGACAAAGUCAGUUUUCUGGCUGAUUGAGAAUGCAAUAUUCAGUACACUGCAUUACAUUCACCUCCCGACAUUCAGCGUUAUCUCCUCAGAGUUUUCAGUAAUCCGACAUUGUGCCUUGCAGAAUCACUGAUUGUAUCAUCCAACAUGGAUGUAAGUAAUAUUCUGUAAUCUGUACAGAACAUGACUGAAGUAUGAAUUUAUUAAAAAGUGCAGCACUUACAUCCUCA